Dendronephthya gigantea is the source of this 3232-nucleotide messenger RNA. Its product is annotated as tyrosine-protein kinase Fer-like. The record is from RefSeq and is a predicted model, not a curated record. Gene Ontology annotation, molecular function: non-membrane spanning protein tyrosine kinase activity; ATP binding. The transcript has 14 exons. NCBI's taxonomy places the organism in Eukaryota, Metazoa, Cnidaria, Anthozoa, Malacalcyonacea, Nephtheidae. Gene Ontology annotation, biological process: peptidyl-tyrosine phosphorylation. Bases 210 to 2795 code for a protein of 861 amino acids.
UCAUGCGAAACACUUCAUGUAAGAAUGACGAAUUCACUUCCCGGAUUCCGCACUCUCCUCGACGAACAACGAACCGCAAUUAGAACACUUUAAAUAAAAGAUUAUACAUUGAAUUGAAACUCUUUCUACGAGUGUUAUGUAUCAUCAAAUGAUCUCGAGUAACUGAUCUUUAGUUUCCUAGAAUCAAUCAAGACGACGCUCUUCAAAUAAUGCCUGAUCUAAGUUUUGCGAGUUCUUUGGUGGGCGACGAAUCGCAUCAUUUCUUGGUAAAUUUGGGCGAGGGUGAAAUUAAAACUAUUGAAAAUCUAAAAGCAUAUGCAACGAAGCAACUUCACAUCAUAGAACAGUACGUCAAUGGGAUUCAGAAGUUAAAUUCCUCUAGUGAUAUCACUAAAUUUGGUUUAGAUGAAGACAGUCCAUUUGUCAAGAUUUGGAAAGUAUUUUACUCAGAAUGCAUUCAAGUUACAGCUCUGUUUAGUCAGCUAGCCUCAAAUUAUACAACAUCUUUCAUUCCUCGACUUGAAAAACUGUUGACACAUAUGAAAGAAGCACAUAAACAGUAUAAAAACCACAGAUUUCGUAUUGACAGUGAGUUAAAAACAGUUUGCGAUCAAGAAAGCAGACUGAGGGCCACAUACAAACAACAUGCUGAAGAAGUUGAAAAUGCUAAACAAAAAUUGGAAGGACAAAAAGCAAAAGCUGAUAAAACUAAACAGGAUAAGUUCAAAAAAGCUUCCUUGAAGCUUUAUCAAAACCACAAUGAAUAUGUCCUGGCACUAAGUGCAGCAACAACACAUCAAACUCACUAUGAAUCAGGAAUUCUCCCAAACCUUUUGAAUUCAUUGCAAAAUGUGAAACAAGAUUUAGUUGCAGAAUGGAAAAGUAUAAUGAAUGAAUUAACUCAACAUUUAAAAGAAUGUUCUGAACAAUAUGCAAGAUUUUCCGAUGCCAUAACAUCUACAAUAGAAGAAAUCAGUGAUGAAAAUCCAUAUGAACCAUUUAUAGUCAAUAAAGGGGUCGCAUAUGAACCACAGACUUGCUACAAAUUUGAUGAGACAUUAUUAAACAUCACAAAAACUGAUCUGCAGGAGAAUGAAAUUGCUUUGAAUGACUUGACAAUAGAGCAACUCAAAUCAAAAAACACUUUAUUGGAAAAAACUGUUACAGAAACAAAAACAGAGUUAAAUGAGAAGAGUUCAGAGUAUCAAACAUCAAAACAGAUGUUGCUGCAAGUCAAGGAAUCAUCAAGUUCUAAUUUGAGCAAUCUAUUCGUAAAGCAAAUGGCAGUGAGCGAGUUGUCUCGUGAAUUGAAAGAGCUGAGUUGUACCAAUGAAAAAGCACUGGCCCAGCGAGAGAUUAUUAGCUAUGCCUUGGAAAAUGGAGAUCCACAACUCAGAUGGUCUGACCUACAGCUGUCAAACAGCUUAGAGUCAUGUGAUACCCCCGAUGCAACAAGUAAACCAGGACGGACAUUGCAACGUUUGAACAAACUUUUCUCCAAACCUAUCCCACCCCCUAAGAAAGAUACUCCAUAUAAUGGUGCAAAUAAUCAUGACUGGAAUCCAGGGCCAAGCCCUGAUGGAAUGAACAGUCACAAUAGACCUUUGCCUGUUACACCCGUAGACACAGGCCCAGAUGAUGACACGGAUGAUGAUCCUGCUGAUUAUGACGAGCCUGUAGAGGUGCCUCUUUAUGACGAACUUUGGUACCAUGGUACAAUAUCCAGAGUGGAUGCCGAAGCUUUGCUCAAAGAUGAAGGUGACUAUUUAGUAAGAGAGAGCAACAAGAAACCAGGAAAUUAUGUCUUGUCUGCGAGAUGGGGGACUGUACGACAUUUUAUUAUACAGCAAGAUGAAUCGGGUAAAUUCCGUCUAGAGGGUGAGUCUUACUCUACAGUGACUCAUCUUGUUGACUUCCAUAAGAAGCACCAAUGCGCUGUAACCAGAAAAAGCAGUGCUAUUCUAAAGAAUCCAAUACUGCGGCCAAAAUCUAUUGGAAGGAACUUGAAUCAUGACAAUAUAGUAAUAGAAAGUAAACUAGGACGAGGCCAUUUUGGUGAUGUGAUGAAAGGAAGAUUGCAGGACAGUCGUGAGGAAGUUGCAGUGAAAACAUGCAGAGAUAAUGUCAUAGAAACCAUCAAAGCAAAGUUUUUGCAGGAGGCAGAAAUUCUAGCCCAAUAUGACCAUCCAAACAUUGUGAAAUUGAUUGGAAUUGCUACUGAUCAAGAUCCAGUUUAUAUUGUAAUGGAACUGAUGUCAGGAGGUGACUUUCUGAACCACCUUCGCAAAAAUGGCAGUGGAAUUCUACCAAAAGAAUUACUCCAAUAUGGCAUUGAUGCUGCCAAAGGCAUGGAUUAUUUGGAGAGUAAGGGUUGCAUUCAUCGAGACUUAGCAGCCAGGAACUGUCUUUUGAACAAAAUGAAUGUGCUGAAGAUUUCUGAUUUUGGCAUGUCUAGAGAAACAGAUUUUUACGAAUGUUCAAACAUGCGCGAGAUCCCCGUGAAGUGGACAGCACCAGAAGCCCUGAACUUUACACAGUACACUUCAGCAAGUGAUGUGUGGAGUUUUGGUGUUCUUUUAUGGGAGACAUAUUCGCUUGGUAACACACCUUACCCAGGGAUGGGAAAUAAGGAGACCAGGGAGCAGGUUGACCGUGGUUAUCGCAUGCCCCCUCCUAUGGGAACACCUGCAAGUAUCUAUGAGCUGAUGAAGGAGUGUUGGCAAUACGAACCUAGAAAUCGACCACAAUUUCGCACUGUUCUUGCUAAGCUACAACAGAUAAAAUUAAUUGGGUAAUACUGAGUCUCGUGGGUAUGACAGUGACUUUUUAAAUUCACUUUUUAGAAUUUAGGUCAAGUCUAUGUAUUUUAAGUAAGAGUUUAAAAAGACUUCCCAAGCAUAGCUUGCUUGUAUCUGGGAGGGUAUUUGUAAUAUAGUAUAAUAUUUUAUAGAAUUCAGACCAACCACAGAACACAUACUUUCUGCAGAAACAUUUUCAAUUUUUCCAUUUCUAAGUUUAUAACUAAAUGGCAAAUGUAUGUCAAAAUCAGUUUUGCAUGGUCAUUUGCUUAGUUCAGUAAUGGCUCUUACAACAUGACUACCAGAAAGGAGAUAUCUUUAUAUAUUUAUAUAAAGAUCUAUUCUUGAGGGAAUUCUGUGUCAUAUUUAUUCUACAGAACACAUCUACUUCACUAGUGACACAUUAAUUAGAUCAAAAGCACAAAAAGUGUUUG